AUGAGUCUCCUCACGCAGGAGAUCAUCAUCAUGUGGGCCUUGACGGGCGCGAGCGUGGCCAUCAUGGCUUUUCGGCUGAUCAUGAACGUCGGCAAGCGACGGAGGUUUGACAUAGGCGACUACUGCACAAUGGCCGCUAUUGUCACCCUCCUGCUGCGCUCCUCCGUCGAGGCUGGGGUGAUCAGCCACGCCAUAACCACAGCUUGGGACAAGCAGGAAGACAGAUGGCUGGCGUACGAAGAGGGCGCUGGGCGCAGCAGCCCUGAUCGCCUCCCUUCUUGGAGACCAGUGGAAGUAAAGCAAGAGGAUGUUGGUUAUCCGGAUCUCCCCGCUGUGUCUGAACAGAAGGAGGAGGACCGCGACCUUUUUGUUCAACAGCCUCCUACACCUGCUCCAAAUGCCGCCGACCUUGAAAGCACCCCGGGCCAAGUUGAAAAGCGAGAGCCUCUUAAAUUCAACGUAGAAUCUUACCUUGCGCAAUUGAGAAGGGCGGAGAGAUGGAGCACACUAACUGAAAACGAGCAGGCAAGUCGCGCUGCGAUAGCACUUGCAAACUACGACCACUGCAAAGCACAAAGGCUCAAAAUGGACGAUAUUGAAGAGGAGAAGGAGGAGUUGUAG
This is a messenger RNA of Penicillium cinerascens, 621 nucleotides long. RefSeq lists its product as uncharacterized. Lineage: Eukaryota; Fungi; Ascomycota; Eurotiomycetes; Eurotiales; Aspergillaceae. The record is from RefSeq and is a predicted model, not a curated record. Bases 1 to 621 code for a protein of 206 amino acids. The transcript is spliced from 2 exons.